This is a messenger RNA of Didymosphaeria variabile, 825 nucleotides long. It is a transcript of the gene IRC22, whose product is annotated as Increased recombination centers protein 22. Gene Ontology annotation, cellular component: endoplasmic reticulum membrane; endoplasmic reticulum. The transcript has 3 exons. The record is from RefSeq and is a predicted model, not a curated record. Bases 1 to 825 code for a protein of 274 amino acids. NCBI's taxonomy places the organism in Eukaryota, Fungi, Ascomycota, Dothideomycetes, Pleosporales, Didymosphaeriaceae.
AUGAUCGCCUGGAAACUGUCUACUCUAUUUCUCUUCUCGCUGCGGGCACUCAAUGCCUUUGCAGAGAUCGAGGUCGAGAAUGUCGAAGAAGUCGUCGGCGAGCAGGCCCAGUCGCCCAACCUGAAGGUCUCAAUCUCUGCCAGCUUCCCGCAGUCCGAGAUCUUCGGUGUCAAGCUGAUCAAUGGCCACGCGACCCAAGCUCGACUGUCCAUCGAUAAUCAGGAACCAGAGGCCGUCACCGUCCAGAUCGUCGGAGGCUCGUUGAUCAAGGAUGCAGGCGACCAGACGCACAUCUUGCGCAACCUUACCGGCCAGCGCUACGGAUUGGAGAUCCCCGCGGGCGAGGAGCAGACGCUGACCUACAGCUUUGCUACCGAGAUGCACCCCCAGGACGUCCGCCUGCAGCUCGUAGCUGUGCUCCAGGACAAGAAGAGCGCCUUCUACACCAUCUCCGUCUACAAUGAAACCGUCAGCAUCGUUGAGGCGCCCACCAGCAUCUUCGACCCGCAAAUUAUCUUCCUCUACCUCGUCCUCCUCGGCGCUUUCGGCGGCACCGUCUUCUUCAUCUACAACACCUGGAUUACAACCCUCUUCCCCCAGCAAAGGCGCGGAGGCAAAGGUGGCGAGCGUGCGAAGAAGUCCUCCGGUGGCUCCAAGAAGGUCGACCCAGCCGAGCAGGUUUCCGUUGUCGGUGCCGACGGCCCCGCCGUUGCUGCCACCGGUUCGAAGUCCUACGACCAGAGCUGGAUCCCUGCCCAGCAUCUCCAGCGCCCCGAGGCCAAGCGCGUCAGGAGCGGCACCCCCAAGACCAAGGUCAAGAGCUAA